GAUGCAAUCCGAAGGCAACGCGAACCACUUUGUUAGUAUCGGGAUCAACUUCGGCUUCACGGUGCUGUGUAUUUUGCCGACGUGGAUUGUGCUCUCGGAGCUUGAGGGGAGUCAUGAGGUGCAGGUUAGGGAUGAGGAUGAGGAUGUGAAGGUGGGGCGGGAGGCGUAGGCGUCAUACAGCGGAGAUGUCCUACAGCGCAUAGUGUGCCUGUUGUUCAGCGUAAAAGGUUUUAUAUAUACCCCCUUUUUCUCCGCGAGAGUAGAGAUGACGAAUACAUUUAAUUCUGUCC
Dothidotthia symphoricarpi CBS 119687 is the source of this 290-nucleotide messenger RNA. RefSeq lists its product as uncharacterized. The transcript has a single exon. The annotation marks the transcript as partial. NCBI's taxonomy places the organism in Eukaryota, Fungi, Ascomycota, Dothideomycetes, Pleosporales, Dothidotthiaceae. The record is from RefSeq and is a predicted model, not a curated record.